Messenger RNA from Kickxella alabastrina, 3548 nucleotides. RefSeq lists its product as uncharacterized. Lineage: Eukaryota; Fungi; Kickxellomycota; Kickxellomycetes; Kickxellales; Kickxellaceae. Gene Ontology annotation, biological process: peptidyl-serine phosphorylation; intracellular signal transduction. The transcript is spliced from 2 exons. The coding region runs from base 88 to 3504 and encodes 1138 amino acids. The record is from RefSeq and is a predicted model, not a curated record. Gene Ontology annotation, molecular function: protein serine/threonine kinase activity; ATP binding. Gene Ontology annotation, cellular component: nucleus.
AUCGAGAAGCUUGAGACGAUCACUGGCUCUAAUGGGAACAGCUCGAGCCUGACGAGGCCCAAGGGCCAGUCAUCGUUUGACGCGCCAAUGUCGUCGGUAGCAGCAGUAGCAACCUUGCCCCGAGCCGAUGUCGAGACCAUCUGGUUGGCGAAGCAGCUGUUGGUACGCAUUCAUGACAAAUGCACGAUUAUCGAGGAGUUCGACAAAGAGUUUAGCCGCCUUGAGCGCCAGGAGGCCUUGACACGCGAGGCAGAGUUGGCCAACGCCGACAUUGGGUCUGAGCCUGAGCCAGUGCAGCUCAAUGGCCAGUUCCUCGAGCUGCCAACAUGGUCGCAACUGGCGCAGCACACGGGCCAGCGCAGUCCGGCCGCGUCUGAGCGAACGAGCAUGGACUUUAUGCAUUUGCAAUCUGAGUCUGGAUCGGCUACUCCAGAUGUUGUGGGUGGUCACGCGUUGGGAAUUGGCAAAGGACUUGCUGUCCCGACCCGCCGCCACUCGAAGCAAAUUCGCCCUGGCCGCUCUACCAGACCCACGCCUGACCUGAUCGAUAUCGAUUCGCAGUCGGUUACCAGUGCGUCGCCCGCUAGCGGUGGGAGUGGUGGCAGCGGCUCCCGCAAGCUCGUAUCGCUGUUUGCUGCGUUGUUCCGCAACAACCAUAUGGGCUUUGGCCGCACAAAGGACUCGACUGGCUCAUCGGUUCUCCGGCGGAAGAACACAUCGUCGGCGUUCUCUCCGACCGUGCUUCCGUCGAUUAGUCGGUCGAGCAGCGCGCUGCGCCGGCUGUCGCAGAACAUGAUGGCAGGCCAGCCGACAAUCACCACCCCGGUGGCGAUAUCAUUUGCUUCAGCUCAAGCAGCUGCGAGUGGUCCAAGUGCUGGUGUUGGUACAGGUACAGAAGCUGCUGCUUCCACUGCCACUGCUACUCAUGGCAGUGCGCCCAGCGAAAUGGACUCUGCUGUUAACCCGAGCACGGCCAUUCUUACAGCCAGCCCCUCGGACGUCCCGCUGUCGUCGCCAGUGACCCGCCAGCGCAACAACAGCCAGCUCUCCAGCAUGCGUACCACGCCAGAGUCGGCAUCCAAGGUCCAGCGCAUGCCCUCUAUCGACGACUUUGACUUUGUCAAGCCCAUUUCGCGCGGCGCAUUUGGCCGUGUGUACCUGACGCGUAAAAAGGCGACCAAAGACCUGUACGCGAUCAAGGUCAUGCGCAAGAAGGACAUGAUCAACAAGAAUAUGGUCACCCAGGCCCUGGCCGAGCGCCGAGCGCUAUCUCUGCUGUCAACCGAAUGGGUUGUGCAGCUAUACUACGCCUUCCACUCGUCCAAGCAUCUGUUUUUGGUCAUGGAGUACCUCGUCGGCGGAGAUCUGGCCGGACUGUUGCGCGUGUGGGGCGUGAUGGAGGAGGAUGCGGCAAAGUUCUACAUUGCCGAGAUUGCCAACGCAAUUGACUAUUUACACUGUAACUCGAUCGUCCACCGCGACAUUAAACCGGACAACGUCAUUUUGGCAAGCGAUGGGCACAUCAAGCUGACGGACUUUGGACUAAGCCAGGUUGCAGUCCGCGGCAAUGCAACGGGUAGUAAAGUGCUGGUCGACGGAUCUGACAGCAAUGUCAACCUUGACUCGCCGACUUCAGACACCACGCCCCUGGGAGAUACUGAUGUCGCCGGCCGACUGCCAGACAAGUCUGAAGACUACUGGAAUGCAGCGGUAGCUCAGGCCGGCCGCAGUGUGCAGACACCGGUUAUUGCAACCAAUAGCACGCAGGCCGGCAAGGCGCUUCCCCUGUCCAAACGCGCGCAUGCCCGCAAGAGCUCGCGAGGCUUCCUCGGCACACCGGAUUACCUGGCUCCUGAGCUGCUUCUGGGCGCUGGCAACGGCCUGGCAGUCGACUGGUGGGCGCUCGGAGUGUGUCUUUUCGAGUUUGUGUGCGGGUACCCACCGUUUACCGAUGAGUCACCCGAGGCUAUUUUCAGAAACAUCCUGAACCACGCGAUCGACUGGCCCGAGGAGGAGGGCUACGUGAGCCAAGAGGUUGUCGAAAUAAUCAACGCACUGUUGAGUCCCGAUCCGACCACGCGCGCUCACUGGAAGGACAUCAAGGCUGCAAGGUUGUUUGAAGGCUGGGAUAUGAGCGCGAUUCGACAAAUGGAGCCCCCGUUUGUGCCCCAGCCUGAUGAUGAUGUUGACACUAGCUACUUCGAGCCCUGUCAGCGCUCUGAGAUGCAGCGGCUGUCAAACGCGACGUUCUUGCAGGUCGAUGCUGCCAAGCGACCGCCUCCGACGCCGCGCCAGCAGUCAGCCCGGGCCACUGAGAUCGUUCCAUCGCCCGAGUCGACCAGGGGGUCGCAGAGGGGCUCGCGCCGGGGACGUUCAGUUUCUGGCUCUGCCUCUGCCAAUAACGGGCGCACUACCUCCGCAAGUGUCGGCCAGCUAAAGAAGCUGUUCAGCGAUAUGUCUGCUGAGGACAACGCCUUUUCAGCCAAGAUUGACAGCGCUCAUGAGCCUGUUGGCUACUCUGAGAUGGAUCCUGGUGAGCAGCGCCAAUCAGCAGCCUCUAUCGUGUCUGCUUCUAGCAGUGAUAGGUACUCGUUCACCAACAACAGUGCGGACAACAACAGUGUGAACAUCGGGCUCGGAAACCUCCCGAUGAGCAGCCCGCGGGCCAAGAUUCCAUUUGCUGCCCUCCCUGCGGCAGCAAUGGGAGAAGACAGUGAUGUCGACAUGGCUGCCUCUUUGCGUGGGCGCAGCAGCAUCAACUCGCUAAGCGAAGCCGAGUUUGAAGAGCAGUUGCCCAGUCACCGGGUAAUAUCCGUACAGGCACCCGCUGGUCUGUCUGCCGUGUCCAACUCGCAGACGUCAGCCGGCAGAACACUGGGAGUACUGCCGCCACCGCUUUUAAUUAACCACGCCAGGCGCUUGGUUGGCCGCUCGCCUACCCAGAACUCGGAUGGUCCUGUCGAGUGUGGACCAUCGAGCCCGUCCACAAAGUCCCACUCACGCUGCGCAUCCAUCAACAUUGUCAUGGCCAAAAGUAAGAUCAACUCUCAAGUCCGCUCGAGACGACCGAGCGAUGGACCUGAUAAUUCUUCCGAGUCUGAAAUGACUGUGCCGCUUGUGCGGUCGAGUUCCACCGAUGACCGUGCACAGAGCACCAGCAUUGGCGGCUCUGUCAUUGAAUUGGCAGUCAAUGGCAACUUGUCUGGUUCUGCUGCAGAUAGCGACAGGAUGGAAGGUGUCGACGAUGACGAUGACGCGCAAGAUGAAGAGACGGAACGCGUGUUCGAAGACUUUACGUACAAAAACUUGGCCCUGUUGAGUCAUGUCAAUAAGGGCGUGUCGUCGUCAGGGCACGCUACGCCAAUGUCCGAGCGACUUCCCCUGGGCGCCACGAUAUCGACGACCGCGUCACUAUCCGCCCACGGUUCUGCCUUGGCCUCGGCACGCGAAUCACCGAUCAACGCCUACGAUACCAAGCAGGACCAGUCGUCCGACAAACAUUGAAAAGUAUUGAAAUGAUAAAUAAAUUGGUUUACUUGCUUGAUUCA